Molecule: messenger RNA, 1860 nt
Organism: Brassica rapa (field mustard)
Lineage: Eukaryota; Viridiplantae; Streptophyta; Magnoliopsida; Brassicales; Brassicaceae
Product: jacalin-related lectin 45
Molecular function (GO): carbohydrate binding
Source: RefSeq, a predicted model, not a curated record
AAUAUGAAAUAUAAAGUGUAUAGUAAAAGUAAUCUAGUAGACUAGUAGUUAGAGUUGUUAAAAAAAAGACUAGUGUUUAGAGAGAGAAAAAAAAAGAUCGGUCCGUGCCAUAUAAUAUAGUUUCAGUAUAUAUACACAUAACAAACGGACUCAUUCAUCCACUUUCAUCAGAGCUCAGAAAAUCUAAAGGCACAAAUCACUUUCUCUCUAUUUUAAUUUUCCGGUUUUGUUUAUUAUGUCUACACGCUCACCAGUACCAACACUGUCAGAGCAAUAUCACCCUUUCGACGAUGGUGUUUACGACUGUGUGAAGAAAGUUAUUAUAGGAGAAGACACUCAGGGCAUCGCUUACAUCACAAUCCAGUACGUGAGAAACGGAGAUGUCGUGCAGCUAGAACAUGGAAGCGAAAGAGGAGCACAAAUCACUGAGACGGAGUUUGAAGUUAAGGACCCAGACGAAUACAUCACAUGCAUUGAGGGAACAUGUGGAGAAGCAAACUUUUGUGACAGCCCCAUCGCGCUGUGGACUGAAAAGUUUUAUCAUACGGUGUCAGAGAUUCAGUUCACGACAUCACACGGGAGAACAUCUCCGAAGAUUGGAUGUAAGCCUGAGGCUGACAGCUUCACGUUCAAGUUGAAGGGAAAAAAUGGAACGAAGCUUGUUGGGCUCCAUGGAAAAUCUGGACGUUUUCUCGAGGCUCUAAAAGCUUAUUUUGUCGUGGUUUCUUCUACUUUAAAGCAAUUAGAACCUCAAGGCCGCUCCGAUGGGCAUUCUUGGGAUGAUGGGGCUUAUGACGGUCUGAGAAAAGUGUGUAUCGGAGAAGAUGGUGGCCGUGUGAGCUCCGUUGAGUUUGUGUAUGCCAAAGGAAACGAAUGUAUAACUCAUUGUCACGGCAGACAUUCAAAUGAACGUAAACAGUUUGAGCUGCGGUAUGAAGAUGGUGAAUAUAUUAUAUCCUUUGAGGGAACUACAGAUAAAGAUGGUUACAUCUCGUCUUUAAUCUUCAACACAUCAAUGGAUAGAAGUUCAGAUGAAUUUGGAAAAGCGGUUGCUAACAACGAGUUCUUCCUCAAGCCAAGAGGGUUUCAUAAGCUUGUCGGUUUCCGAGGAAGGUCCUGCGUUGAUCGUAUCAAUGCUCUUGGGGCAAAUUUCGCUGUGGUGCUAGCUCCUCCGGUCAAGAAACUACAAGCACAAGGUACUAAUGACCAGGGGGAAGAGUGGGAUGAUGGGGUCCAUGACAAUGUUCGUAUGAUAACGGUAACAUACGUCUACGACUGUGUGGUAUCGGUCACGUUUGAAUAUGCCAAUGGAGCGGAGACUGUACUUGGAGACCCUCACGGGAUCUUGGAUGAUCGUCAUGAGAAAAAAGAGUUCAAGCUCUGUGAUAAUAAUGAAUACAUCACAUCCGUUGAAGGAUUCUUCGGUCAAAAGUGGAUCAGUACUCAAAGCGCAGGUGACGAGUUUAAAUCUAUAUACUAUAACAUGAAGAGGCUUGAUUUCAACACAAAUAUUAGAACAUAUUCAGUGAUGGAAAACAAUACACGUGACGGUUAUCUAGCCGUAGUACCGUUCAAGUUGGAGGAGAAAGGUCACAAAAUUGUUGGCUUCCGUGGCAAGUCUACAGAAUUUUCUCUCCAACAAAUUGGUGUUUAUGUUAAGCCAAUUGAUGACGCUAAUUAAGCUUUUAAUAUUUGCCUUGGUAGAAUAAUUACGGAAAAGCUAUAUAUGCUUAGACUCUCUUCUUCAACUAUCUACGUUCUCUCGUGAUUGUUGUUUUAACUCUGGUGCUUCCAGUAUUAUCCUUGACUAUGUUUUAAGGUUUUUAUGUUUGAAUAAAGAGGUAUGCUAUAUUUACUCUG